AUGAAGAAGGAACACAGAACGACACCGCCUGCCGACCACGCACCUUCUUAUCCCAAGACCUCGCCGCAUUCCUGCGAUGAAACGGCUCAAAAGUACGCAGCUCCUCACUCCUUGUCGUCCACUCCAACCUCAAAUGCCCACUCGCCUUCCUUACCAGCUACCGGCACGAGACUGACCUUCCCCAGAGCCCUAGAGGAGCUAGGUCGAGAACAGCCCGCGCAUGAGGCAGAGGAAGAGACAGGAUCCCAAGGCGGAGGCAAGACGUGCGGCAAGGACGGUGUCGCCGGGUCCACUAUCAGGCGGAGAGCUGCGAGGAGGAACACCAUCACGGCUGAGCAACUACGAGAACGAUACCGAGAUCCCGAGAACCAUUCGUUCCCUGCAUACGGGUACACUACGACUUCAUGCGCCGCCAUAGACCAUGUCACUGACCAUGGCUUUUGUAGGAAUCCAAAGGACGGAGUUCCCAUUUCAGACCCAAUGAGUGCGAAGAGCAACAGAUUGAAGGGGCUCUUGAGUGGUUCUUUUGCCCCUAAGAAAAACUUCGACCCGGGAACUGGGGGUCAGAACAAGAGGCCAAGCUACUCUACGACGACAAACAACGAACCCCCUAGGUCUGCGAAGCGCCAGAAGACGAAAGAUGAAGCCUCACCCGCUGCCUCGUACACGAACUCGACGUUCGCUCCUCCUCCUUCUCCAUCGCCAGUCCGGUCGAUCAGGUCCUCGUCGGCUGUGGAUUUGACGAAACCUGACGUCGACGCUGCUAGCAACCGCUCGACUCAGCAGCCAGCUUUCCAGGUCGAAGAAUACCGUACUGUGCAGAGGAACAAUAGCGUUCCAAGGAAAAACACCCGGACACGCAAAAGGUCGGCCAACAGGUCGCCGGCCUCCAAGGUUCAACCGUUCGACAUCGACGCCGAGGAGGACGAGAUCUCACAGGAUAUGCCGGCAGUGAAGAAGCGAAAUGUUGGCAAGAUGGUACCUUUCAAGAUGACACCUCUUAAGGGGUCACGAGAUGCCUCAGAAGGAAUAUCGGACAGCGACCUCCAUAAAAUCGACGAACUCGCCUCCGAAGCUGGCUCUGCCAAGAAGCGCCAGGUUUUCGACGUUGACCCUAUUUCGGACGACGAGAAGCCGUCGCCGACGACGUCUGAAAGCCGUCUGGCCAAGGCCGACAUGUCCCGUGUUGAGUUCAAGAAGCAGAAGCCCGACGCCGUAAUUUUCAAGCUGAAGCGAGCUGUCUCCGGCAAACAUACAAUCGUCGUCGAUGACUUGCCUCCUGAAGAACAGCCACACCUCCAGGUUCUAGACGACAAGAAACAUCUUAUUGCAUGCAGACGCAACGGUAAACGGCAUCUCGGCUAUCAUUGGAUUGAUGUGAAAUUGAAUUUCUGUUCAACGAUUCGCUAUACGUCAAUCGCGACCCCGUUAGCAAGGAUUUCCAGAUGUGCGUCUGAGGACGCUCCAGGCCUCCUAGUGUUGGAAUUUGCCGCGAAUAAUGAUGCCCUUCGAUUUGGAAAUUGGGUUGAGGAGACUGCUGGAGGACUGCAUAACAUGAAAUUAUUCCCAAGGUGCUUCACUAAUACUAAGCCUAGCCAACAACUUCAGAAGGUCUUCGACAAGCAAUGGGAAAACGCCGUCAAUUACAAACCAGCAGCUUGGACUCCAAAGCCAGACGACAUCAGAUAUCUUGAGUCGAAGCAAGCAAGCAAGGACGGCGACAUUCAGAAGUCUACGCCGCGAACCAGCUCUCGUCCGAACUCCGCUCACCAAGGUACAUCAUACCAAUCCGGCAAACCGCUCAGAAGUAGUAUGAACACGGGCGAUCCUGCGUCUACACCCAGCAAAACCCCAAGAACGUCUUCUUUUUUUACACUUGCUGGCGAGAAAGAUGCCAAAGCCGAGCCCCGGCGGACUCGAGACUUGCCGCAAAGACAGACUAGAGAUGCGGCUGCCCGACAUACAACUGAGCCAAAGCAAAGCAUCUUGGCACCGCGGUCGCCUAGUCCAGUGCUGUGGACGGAGGAAAAUAAAGAAUGGAAAAAGAUUUGGGAUGACGACAAGCCACUCCUUUACCCAGAAUUCGGCAAACACAAAGCGACUGUCAUCAGAGAUGAUAUUUUCAGACUCGACGAGGGCCAAUUCAUGAACGACAAUCUCAUCUGGUUCUACAUGAAGUAUCUCCAGGUCAAAAUCGAAAAGGAGAAUAAGCAGACCCACGACAGGAUAUAUUUCAUGAACACCUACUUCUACCCGAAGCUCACAGAAAAGUCGGGCCGAGGGAUCAACUAUGAAGGCGUCAGAUCAUGGACGACGAAAGUCGAUCUUUUCUCUUACGAUUACAUCGUCGUUCCCGUCAAUGAACAAGCGCAUUGGUACCUCGCCAUCAUUUGUCACCCGUCCAAACUUAUCAAAGCCCAAGAGGUACAGGAGUUUGAUCAAGAACCGCCCCAGGUUGCACAGAAAGAGGCUUUAGUCUCUGCGGUCGGAGAACAGGUGGAGCAUAUGAGUUUAGAUGAUCCUGCGACUGAGAAUAAGGACACGGUCGUGCUCGUUGAAUCGAAAGCUUCGCCUGUCAAGUCGCAGCUGCCCCGGAAAAGUACAGGGGCUCUACCUCGCAAGAAGGACCCCUCUGAGGCCAGAGUCAUCACUCUGGAUUCGCUCGGUGUUGGACACUCAGCGACUUGUGGCAACCUGAAAGAGUAUCUUGUCCGUGAAGCCAAAGACAAGAAAAACCUGGAAAUCGAGGCUCCGGGCCAAUUUGGCAUGACUGCGAAGAAUAUCCCGGAGCAACUCGAUCAUGCAAGCUGCGGUGCUUUUCUGCUGGGCUACUUGCGAGAAUUCUUGAAGGCUCCGGAUGACACCGUUGGUCGCAUUGUGCGCAAGGAGGAAAUGAAUUGGGAUAUCACGUCUAUCGCAAUGCGAAGCGAGUUGCGCAGCAUUAUUAUCGAGCAACGAGAAGAACAAAACCGACGUUUCGCUUUGCUUGCUGCGGAAAAGAAGGCCAAGCGCAAAACACCAAAGGCACCCAUUUCGAGCAAGUCAUCGGAGGAGCCAAGUGGCGUGCCCUCGACACCAAGGACUCCCGUUUCAGCUGGAGACGCGCGCAAGAAGCCGUCUUCUACUAUCAAAGGGUCCCCUGCGAUCCCUUCGAUCCCUUCAAUGGAUGGCAGCAGCUCUCCCGUCAAGAUAGAAACCAAUGGCGAAGCACCACCUGUGCACGAUACUGUACCCCAAGAGCCAUCUGGGUCUGAAGUCGGCAUAGCCAAGACUGCGGAAGAGCUGCAGCCUGUCGCGUCGAAAAUUUCUGAGCGGCCGAAAACGCCGCCCAGGUCUGAGCCGCCCGCAAAGGUCAAUUCUUCCCCAACCCAGCAGAGAACGAGCCCUCGCUUCAACAAAGGCAAAACGAAUGGUCAAGUUGACAAGAUGCAAACCACCGACGAGGCUCCUGCUGCUUCGCCUUCGGCAACCUCGAAGUUGGGGUCAGCUCAAAAACGACUGAGAAAACCAGGGUUUAGUCCGGCAGAGGAGAUCAUGAACCAGAUAUCGUCACCGUCCAAGACUCAUCCCAUGCCCAUCCGCACUGAGCGGCGUGCUUCUGGGCAAAACGAAAAAAGUCCGACCCCAACCCAGCAGCUUCUAAGUGAAUCGCAAGAUUCGCCAUCCAAAACAACACCAACACAGAGUCUCACCCACACAGCCGAACGCCCAAGCACGCACAAAGACCGACCAAUGCCGAAACAAAAGGAUCUCCGGACCCCCACGCAGGCGCCCACACUCACGAGCCCCUAUUUCGCGCCUCCUGUCAAAUCGCCGCCUUCAGCGACUAAGCCUAGGCAACUGAGUAUCGAGGAAAUACCUCAACCCAUAUCGACUCAACCCAUACCUAGCAUUGAGGAUGAGGGGCUUUACCACAAGUCACCCGGCAAUAGUGGUUUCAAGUCCAGUCAGACCGUGACUGUAGAUCUCACCGACUAG
Colletotrichum gloeosporioides is the source of this 3978-nucleotide messenger RNA. RefSeq names its product Ubiquitin-like-specific protease 2. Gene Ontology annotation, molecular function: SUMO-specific endopeptidase activity. Bases 1 to 3978 code for a protein of 1325 amino acids. The record is from RefSeq and is a predicted model, not a curated record. Gene Ontology annotation, biological process: protein desumoylation. Gene Ontology annotation, cellular component: nucleus; cytoplasm. Lineage: Eukaryota; Fungi; Ascomycota; Sordariomycetes; Glomerellales; Glomerellaceae. The transcript is spliced from 4 exons.